This is a messenger RNA of Alexandromys fortis (reed vole), 3114 nucleotides long. RefSeq names its product WD repeat domain 24 (gene Wdr24). Gene Ontology annotation, cellular component: cytosol; GATOR2 complex; vacuolar membrane. The record is from RefSeq and is a predicted model, not a curated record. The coding region runs from base 587 to 2959 and encodes 790 amino acids. Gene Ontology annotation, biological process: positive regulation of TORC1 signaling; cellular response to amino acid starvation; positive regulation of macroautophagy. The transcript is spliced from 9 exons. Lineage: Eukaryota; Metazoa; Chordata; Mammalia; Rodentia; Cricetidae. Gene Ontology annotation, molecular function: protein binding.
UGGGCGGGAAAUAGGUUCUCUUCCUGUACGGUAGCUGAGGAACACUGUGCUUUCGGUAAAUGUCUGGCGUGCGACCGAGGCAGAAGCUUUCCCAACACCUGGUUCUGGUCCCGCGGUUUCCGCUGCCAGGUGCAACCAGAUACCUAUACUUAGUGCUGUGGCCUCUCCUCUGCCUCCCCAGGUCUUUAAAGUCAGUCCUCCGGACCCCUCCAGCUCCUCUACCCUUUCCUCUCGUUUGUUUGUUCCUCUUGGGAGCCCCGCAAUCCUCGGAGGCACGGGGCUAACUGUGAAGGCAGGAGCCCCUUAUCUCUACCCUGGAUCGACCUACCAAGGGUCUAGUAGCACCCAGGCUCUCACUGAUGGAGGAUUAACCACAUAGACUGGGGAAGGCAGAUUCUGUGCUGAUGAGCCUCAGGCUAGCUAUGCAGCCUUCGGGGGAACUCCAUUUGAACCUUCCUGUGAUGGUGAUUGACUGAUGGACCAUCGCAGGCCGAAGGUUCGAGAGGACAAACAGAACUGUUAGGACACCAUGGCUGACCGGGCCAGCUCAUUUCACUGACCUCUAGCUCCUGAUCCCUGUGCGGCCAUGGAGAAGAUGUCCCGAGUUAGCACAGCCCUGAGCGGCAGCGCCCUGACGGGCCGUACCAUGCACUGCCACCUGGACGCACCAGCUAACGCCAUCAGUGUGUGCCGUGAUGCAGCUCAGGUUGUUGUGGCAGGCCGGAGCAUCUUCAAGAUUUAUGCCAUCGAGGAGGAGCAGUUUGUAGAGAAGCUUAAUCUGCGCGUGGGCCGGAAGCCCUCGCUCAACCUGAGCUGUGCUGAUGUGGUCUGGCACCAGAUGGACGAGAAUCUGCUGGCCACUGCAGCCACCAAUGGUGUGGUGGUUACGUGGAACCUGGGUCGGCCAUCCCGAAACAAGCAGGAUCAGCUGUUCACAGAGCACAAGCGCACUGUGAACAAAGUCUGUUUCCACCCCACCGAGGCCCACGUGCUGCUCAGUGGCUCUCAGGAUGGCUUCAUGAAGUGCUUCGACCUCCGCCGGAAGGACUCUGUCAGCACCUUCUCUGGCCAGUCUGAGAGUGUGCGGGAUGUGCAGUUCAGUAUCCGCGACUACUUUACCUUCGCCUCCACCUUCGAGAAUGGCAAUGUCCAGCUCUGGGACAUCCGGCGACCUGACCGCUGCGAAAGGAUGUUCACAGCCCACAACGGGCCUGUCUUCUGCUGUGAUUGGCACCCAGAGGACAGGGGCUGGCUGGCCACGGGUGGACGAGACAAGAUGGUGAAGGUCUGGGACAUGACAACACAUCGUGCCAAGGAGAUGCACUGUGUGCAGACCAUCGCCUCUGUGGCCCGAGUUAAAUGGCGGCCUGAGUGCCGCCACCACCUGGCCACGUGCUCCAUGAUGGUGGACCACAACAUUUACGUGUGGGAUGUACGCCGGCCCUUCGUGCCCGCUGCUAUGUUUGAAGAGCACCGUGAUGUCACAACAGGCAUUGCCUGGCGCCACCCACAUGACCCCUCUUUCCUACUCUCUGGCUCCAAGGACAGCACAUUGUGCCAGCAUCUGUUUCGUGAUGCCAGCCAGCCUGUUGAGCGUGCCAACCCUGAGGGCCUCUGUUAUGGCCUCUUUGGGGACCUGGCCUUUGCUGCUAAGGAGAGCCUGGUGGCUGCUGAAUCUGGGCGCAAACCCUAUGCUGGUGACCGGCGCCACCCCAUCUUCUUCAAGCGCAAGUUAGAUCCUGCUGAACCUUUUUCUGGCCUGGCUUCCAGUGCGCUCAGUGUCUUUGAGACAGAGUCUGGUGGUGGCAGCAUGAGCUGGUUCGUGGAUACAGCUGAGCGUUAUGCUCUGGCUGGUCGGCCACUGGCUGAGCUCUGUGAUCACAACGCAAAAGUGGCUCGGGAGCUUGGCCGCAACCAGGUGGCACAGACAUGGACCAUGCUACGGAUUAUCUACUGUAGCCCUGGCCUGGUGUCCUCUACCAAUCUCAACCACAGCGUCGGCAAAGGCAGCUCCUGUGGCCUACCACUCAUGAACAGCUUCAAUCUGAAGGAUAUGGGCCCAGGGCUGGCCAGUGAGACUCGGCUAGAUCGCAGCAAAGGGGACACACGGAGCGACACAGCUCUGCUCGACUCUUCAGCUACUCUCAUCACCAAUGAGGAUAAUGAGGAGACUGAGGGGAGUGACGUGCCUGCUGACUACCUGCUGGGCGACGUAGAGGGAGAGGAGGACGAGCUGUACCCACUGGACACGGAGCAUGUGCACUCGGAGGAGCCUGAAUAUGUGCUGCCGCAGGAGGCCUUCCCACUGCGCCACGAGAUAGUGGACACACCAUCUGGGCCUGAACAUCUGCAGGACAAAGCUGACUCUCCGCAUGUCAGCGGCAACGAGGCAGACACAGCCUCCUUGGCACCAGUAGACUCUUCCUCCUCCCUCCUUUCCGUCUCACAUGCCCUGUAUGACAGCCGCCUGCCACCUGACUUCUUCAGUGUGUUGGUGCGGGACAUGUUGCACUUCUAUGCCGAGCAGGGCGAUGUGCAGAUGGCUGUGUCUGUUCUCAUUGUGCUGGGUGAGAGAGUGCGCAAGGACAUCGACGAGCAGACCCAGGAGCACUGGUACACAUCCUACAUUGACCUGCUGCAGCGCUUCUGCCUCUGGAAUGUUUCCAACGAGGUGGUGAAGCUGAGCACCAGCCGGGCAGUUAGCUGCCUCAACCAAGCCUCCACCACUCUGCAUGUCAACUGUAGUCACUGCAAGCGGCCCAUGAGCAGCCGUGGCUGGGUCUGCGACAGGUGCCACCGCUGUGCCAGCAUGUGUGCUGUCUGCCAUCAUGUGGUUAAAGGUCUGUUCGUGUGGUGUCAGGGCUGUAGUCACGGCGGGCAUCUUCAGCACAUCAUGAAAUGGCUAGAAGGCAGCUCCCAGUGCCCUGCAGGCUGCGGCCAUCUCUGCGAAUACUCCUGACCUGGUCUUCCCUGAGACUGAGCUUCUUCAGCUCAACCCUGAAGUCCACCUGUCUAGGCCCACAGCCUCUUACCCAUCCCAUGUACCGGGAAUGAAAGGUGGCUGCAACACAAUAGUGGUGGUGUUUUUAACACAAUAAAAACAGGAGCUGGUUA